UGCGCGUCUGCGCGUGCGCCACCCGCCUGGGUCUGCGCGUGCGCGUGGUGGCAACCUUCUUGACCGCAGGCUUCCUCCCGCGUUGAAGGAUCUUCAAGGCUUUUUAUGUCUUCAUGAGGCAAAAUCAGAAGAAGAAAAUAUGGUGACUGAGUGGCUGACAAAUCAUUCUCAGGACUUAGUGUCCUUUGAGGAUAUGAACUUGACCCAGGAGGAAUGGACUUUGCUGGACCAAACUCAGAGAAACUUAUACAGAGAUGCGAUGCUAAAGAACUACAAGAAUCUAAUUCCAUUUGAGCAGGGAACCAGCCACGUAGACCUGGUCUGACUUUUCAUGUGGUACAAGAAGAGCUGAGGACAAUGGAGAAAGUUCUCCAAGCUCUGUUUGCUUAGGACCAUGUCCAGCUAGGGCAGAAAUAUCCAAGAGAAAGAAUGGCUGCAGGAUUGCUGCCAGCUUGGUCACAGAAUUCAGUGACCUUCCAGGAAGUGGCAGUGGACUUCUCUCAGGAAGAGUGGGCAUUGCUGGACCCUGCUCAAAAAAUUUUAUACAGAGAUGUGAUGCUGGAGAACUUUAGGAACCUGGCCUCAGUGGGGUAUCAGCUCUGCAAACACAGUCUCAUCUCCGAGGUAGAACAAGAAGAGCUGAGGACAGAGGAGAAAGGAAUAUUCCAAAGCACCUUUGAAGACUGGGAAACUCAACUAAAAGAUUCAAUUCCUGUGCAGAAUGUUCCUGGGAAUACAACAUCCAAUGGCAUAAAAAUGAAAUGUGUCAGAACUCACACUAAAGAGAAACUCUAUGAGUGCAGUGACUGUGGAAAAGCCUUCAUUUUUCAGUCCUCCCUGAAGAAACAUAUGAGAUCCCACACUGGAGAGAAACCUUACGAGUGUAAUCAUUGUGGGAAAUCCUUCAGCCAGAGCUCUCAUCUCAAUGUGCACAAAAGAACUCACACUGGAGAGAAACCCUAUGAUUGUAAGGAGUGUGGGAAGGCCUUCACUGUUCCUUCAUCCCUUCAAAAACAUGUGAGAACCCACACUGGAGAGAAACCUUAUGAAUGCACUGACUGUGGAAAAGCUUUCAUUGAUCAGUCAUCCCUUAAGAAACACACACGGUCUCACACUGGAGAAAAACCAUAUGAGUGUAAUCAGUGUGGAAAAUCCUUCAGCACAGGCUCUUAUCUUAUUGUGCACAGAAGAACUCACACUGGAGAGAAAACCUAUGAGUGUAAAGAAUGUGGGAAGGCCUUUAGGAAUUCCUCUUGCCUGAGGGUACAUGUGAGAACACACACUGGAGAGAAGCCCUAUAAAUGCAUGCAGUGUGGGAAAGCCUUCAGCACAAGCACUAACCUUAUAAUGCACAAGCGAAUACAUACAGGACAGAAAGUCUGUGAAUGAAAUGACUUUUGAGGAGGUUAUGUUGUCCUGCAUGUCUCAUUCCUCAUUCUAGAACUCACUGGAGAGAAAUUGUAUUGUAAACCAUGUGGAAAAAGUAUUGAGGCACAAUUCU
Molecule: messenger RNA, 1501 nt
Organism: Urocitellus parryii (Arctic ground squirrel)
Lineage: Eukaryota; Metazoa; Chordata; Mammalia; Rodentia; Sciuridae
Product: zinc finger protein 177-like
Biological process (GO): regulation of transcription by RNA polymerase II
Cellular component (GO): nucleus
Molecular function (GO): DNA-binding transcription factor activity, RNA polymerase II-specific; RNA polymerase II cis-regulatory region sequence-specific DNA binding
Source: RefSeq, a predicted model, not a curated record